This is a messenger RNA of Acanthochromis polyacanthus (spiny chromis), 2282 nucleotides long. RefSeq names its product forkhead box D2 (gene foxd2). The coding region runs from base 473 to 1576 and encodes 367 amino acids. The record is from RefSeq and is a predicted model, not a curated record. The transcript has a single exon. Gene Ontology annotation, molecular function: RNA polymerase II cis-regulatory region sequence-specific DNA binding; DNA-binding transcription factor activity, RNA polymerase II-specific. NCBI's taxonomy places the organism in Eukaryota, Metazoa, Chordata, Actinopteri, Pomacentridae. Gene Ontology annotation, biological process: regulation of transcription by RNA polymerase II; anatomical structure morphogenesis; cell differentiation.
UGUGACAGUCUGGCUGGAUACCUACCCAAUCCCGUGCGUAAAAGCUAUUUUGGAAAGACAUUUGGAUAUCCAGAAGCAGCCUUUUUACAUGAUCAGCUGCAUAAAGUGGAAACCGACGCAUCUGAAGAAAACGCAAGUUCAUGCGGUGCAAGAUUCUUGAUCCCUGACUGUGUUUUUUUCCUUCUCACGCCUGCAAAUCAGAAGUUUUCUCGAUGAGCACCGCGCACGGCCCUGCUUGACCAGCCGCGGACGCCAAGGAGUCGCCAAAUCCACAGGUCAAAGAAUUAUUUGUCUUUUCAAUAGAUUCUAGCCAUGUGUGCAUUCAGUAGUUGGAGAUAAAGCUGCAGCGAAAGCCUGGUGUGGUUGUAAGGGAGAGAGGGAGGGUGUGUGUGCGCUCUCGCUCAGUAGCCUCACCGGACGAGAGAAGGAGGAAAUCUGGGAGAGAGGGGGAAGAGAAGCGGCGUGUCCAAGGAUGACUUUAGGGACGGAUAUGUCCGACAGCUCUGCAUUGUCCGAAGAUGUGGACAUCGAUGUGGUCGGUGGUGACAUAUCCGUCGGGAAGGAUGGAAAGUACAUUCACCACGAGUUCAACUUGGACAAUGACUCGGACGAUAAUUACUCCCAGAACGCGGCCGAGAGGGUUUCCUCUCCGGGGCUCAGCAGCUCCGACUGUCCGUCAGACCAGCUGGGCUCCAGUGCAGAGGCUGGGACCGUGAUCGGGGACAAACCCAGAAAAAGUGCACUUGUGAAACCCCCCUACUCUUACAUCGCUCUUAUCACCAUGGCCAUCCUGCAGAGCCCCAAGAAGCGUCUCACCCUCAGCGAGAUCUGCGAGUUUAUCAGCAAUAGAUUCCCCUACUACCGGGAGAAAUUCCCUGCGUGGCAGAACUCUAUCCGGCACAACCUUUCCCUAAAUGACUGCUUUGUGAAGAUCCCACGGGAGCCCGGCAACCCCGGGAAGGGCAACUACUGGACCCUCGACCCGGACUCCGCAGACAUGUUCGACAACGGGAGCUUCUUGCGCAGGAGGAAGCGCUUCAAGAGGCACCAAAGCAAUGAAAUCCUCAGGGACUCCGGCGGCUUUCUGCCCGGGUUUGGAUACGGCCCGUACGGAUACAACUAUGGACUUCAGCUGCAGAACUUCCACGCAGCCCACAACCCUUAUCACCCACACCCCACAGGUGGCUCAUUCCCGUUCCCUAACGCCCCCUGCACCUUGCCCCCAUCAGCCUCCAUAUUCCCCGCGCCACAUCACCUGCCCUCCCUAUUGGGGGCUGAUUUAAGAAAGCCCUUUUAUCCUCAACUCAGCCCGUCCCUGCCGCCCCUCAAGACGGACUCCAGCACCCCGAGCCGGCCCUCCUUCUCCAUUGACAAUAUCAUCGGCGCGGCCAACUCCAGCGCCUCUUCCUACAGCGCGCAGCCGGGCAGCCAGGCGCAGAUCCUGGCCAUGCUGACCCCGGCACUGGCCUCCGCUUCCAGUCAUUUGAACUUAACGCAGGACAGCAUAAUACAACCUGGGCCACAAAGUCAGACUUUUUCCAGCAAAACCUCGAAUAUGAACACUUGUCCUUUUUAAAAAAAAAAAAAACAACUAAAAAAUGAGAGAAAAGACAGAGGGGAAAAAGAUUUUUUUAAAAAUCUGCGAGAAUGUCAGGUGACAUAUUAAAAAAAGCCAGUUGUGGCGUCGUCUUAUGUGAAGGUAGGGUGAACAUUCUUGCUGAUGUGAGGGUGUUUUGAGCUCUCCCAGUUUCCUAACAAUGUAAGAGGAGAGAUGCGUUUAUUUAUGGGUUGUAAAUAUGUGUAUAAUAUUGAGACACAAAAAGCAAAAGUUUUUAAAAACAGCUCUGUCCUGCAGUCUGGCAUGUGGCCUUCAUUUGUCAGUAGUGCAAAGAGAAAAAGAAAAAAAAAGAUUUCUGUUAUUUUAAGUUAAAGUUGUCACCAAUGGCUACGGGGAUUAUUUCCGAUUUCUUUUCUUUUUUAAAAUACAGCCGAGAAUUUUAUUAUGAUUUAUAUUGUUUUUAUUUCGUGCGUCGUGAGAAUGUGGCACUGUUGUUGUGGAAAUAGGCUGACAAGAGACGGCAAACUCAGGUUUUACUUAGAAAGCACAUGGAGAUAAAUAGGGGGAGUUUCUGACUUUAAAAAACCCCCCACCAUUUUCCUACUUUCACUCCCCCAUGAAUCUCCUCUACAUGGUGAACUUGUGACAAAAAAAAUCAUUUCAUGUUGUCAGUGGACACGUAGGUUGUGUGAUUUUUUGGUAUUAAAGAGCGCAAUACCUCUUC